Acanthopagrus latus (yellowfin seabream) is the source of this 1210-nucleotide messenger RNA. RefSeq names its product Fc receptor, IgE, high affinity I, gamma polypeptide like (gene fcer1gl). The record is from RefSeq and is a predicted model, not a curated record. Gene Ontology annotation, molecular function: IgE receptor activity. Lineage: Eukaryota; Metazoa; Chordata; Actinopteri; Spariformes; Sparidae. Gene Ontology annotation, cellular component: Fc-epsilon receptor I complex. Bases 176 to 493 code for a protein of 105 amino acids. The transcript has 5 exons. Gene Ontology annotation, biological process: cell surface receptor signaling pathway.
AGGAUGGUCGUGUGGUAGGCGUGUGGUUUCACAGCUUAAAAAAAAAACGGACAGAGAGCCCCGGACUUCCUGUCGCUGCUGCUCACAGAGCUCUCUUCACGGGGUUUUUGAAGAAAUCUCACUGUCAGAAGCAACAAAACACAUCCUUGGUCUAUUCGGAAGCCUGCUCGGUAAGAUGCAGCAGCCCUUGGUCCUCGCCGCCUUUCUGAUGAUCAGUCCCACCUGCGCAGAGGCCCUCGGAGACAUGAGCGUGUGUUACAUCCUGGAUGGGAUUCUCAUCCUGUACGGCAUCAUUCUCACCGUCUUGUACUGCAGACUGAGGUUGAGUUCAGCCAAACCGCCUGCCAAUCCGCCUCAGAAGCAGCCCGCAGAGGGAGGCAUCUAUGCGGUGAGACUUCUCAUUCUAAUGCUUAAAAAGAAAAUUAAAAAGGCACAUGAUGGAAAAAAGACAGCUUACCGCACAGUUGAUGGGUCUGACCUCCCACAGUACUGAUACCUACGAGACCAUCAGAAUGGAUAAAAAGCCGAUCGUCUGAUGAAAGGAGAUUUCGGUGCCGAGAGGACGCUGAGCACAGAAACACAUCGUCGCAUCUCUUGAAGCUUUAUACUGUAUAUUAAAGUAGACUCAUUAUCAGGUUCAUAGUUUUCUUUUUGGUAAUUACUAGAAUGUGUUUACAGGCUUUAGUGCUCAGAAAACACAUCAUCUUUCUCCCUCCGUCUGAAAUGCUCUGUUUUAGCUCCUGUCUCUUUAAGGCCCCUAAGUCCGCUCUGAUUGCUCAGUUCACACACACCUGAGCCAGCAGCUGUGCUAAAUCAAUUCUUACUAGCUGCAAGACUUAAUCAUGCAACCAUGUGACUCUGUGAUGUCGUGUGAUGUCAUAAAGUCACUGGAGUAAAGGCAAGGCUGCUGACGAGGCGUUCAAGGAACUGUGUUUUCCGUGGGAAAGAGGACCCCUGUUGGUGUUGACUUUCACCUUCUUAACUUUCAAGAUAUUAACCUGUACAUGAAUAUAUACAUAUAUACUAAACCUCCUUGUUGUGUUGUUUUAACGUGGCAGGUGUUUCUAUUGAUGACUCCCUUUUUUGUACAAAUGCUUCUUUUAUUUGUAAAAUGUAUGUCAUGCAUGCAUGAAAUGUUUAAAUUAAUUUAACAAUAUGCCAAUAAAGGAAAGGCUGCAUCUGUUACUCACAGCUGGUUUUACUCAGAAAA